This is a messenger RNA of Amyelois transitella, 2049 nucleotides long. RefSeq lists its product as uncharacterized. Lineage: Eukaryota; Metazoa; Arthropoda; Insecta; Lepidoptera; Pyralidae. The transcript has 2 exons. The coding region runs from base 142 to 1179 and encodes 345 amino acids. The record is from RefSeq and is a predicted model, not a curated record.
GGCGCAGUCAGACGCUAACGCCAUGCGGCAGUGCCAGACGAGCCAGUGAACUAAACAAUGUUAGAUACGUCAAUGUGAAUAUUAACGUGCUCUUAACAAGUGAAAGUGUCUUUUAGAAUUUUUUAUCAUUGUCACUGAAAGAUGGCGAAACUGAACAAAAUCAUUAUUGCUAUUGUAGUUAUGCUGUUAAGUGUCACCGCUGCUCCAAGUGACGUAGAAAAAUAUGAUGAUGUUGCCAGCGCUGACAAAAUAGAUUCAAAACUCGAUGAAAAAGCUCUAUCAGUAGUGGAUGAAACAGAAGAUAAUACUGAACAAACACAACGACAAAAACGAUGGUACACUCCGUUUGGCAUUCCUCCAGUGAAUCCAGUAUUUUUUCAAAGUUACGCCAAAAGGGACGAAGACUUUAACAGGGGUUAUGCAUAUGACGACCCCUUUCUAGAAAUUCACAGAAGAUUACAGGAUAUCAGCAAUGUAGUCAGACAACCGCCGCCACAACCUCCACCCCAGUUUCCACCAUUAACAACAAGUCAAUUUCCGUUCUAUUUACCGGUGAUUUAUGUGCCUCAAAUAGGAUGCAGCUGUCCACCACAAACUGAUAUUCCUAAUGUGAAUCCAAAUCCAGGUCAAGAAAAUAAUACUCUGCCGGUCGAUAAUGAAAAAAAUAUGACAAUGCCCGAUGGUACACCCAAUCGGUUUCCAGAAUUAGAUGAUCCUAGACAAAAUUUCGGUCUUGUUAUUAACGAAACCGACCCAGACGAUGAAGGAGACGAUGUAGGUAGACCUAUCUCAUUUGAUCCAAUCCAACCAGAUAGACCUAUGAGUAGACCGCCUCCCCCAGUCGAACAUGGUAGUAGUCAAGGUUCAGUUAGCAAUGGUGGUAGUCAGUUUACUUCACCUGCAAAUCAAGCUCCAACUACAUUUAGGCCAACAGUAAACCAAGAAAAUCCGUCAACAGUAAACCCAUUCCAGCCCUCAACAUCAAGUCCAAUACCAGAAGCGCCAAACGCGUGUGAUGGAGCAGUUCUAAGUUGUUGCCAUCAGUUCGAAGUGACGUAUGAUUGCUUUGCAGUUCAAGGGUGUCCUGAUCCAACUUCGUUCGGUAAUCCAUGCGAUCCUAGUGUUAUACUAAGAGUUAUAAAUAGAUUUCAAAGAUUCUAUGGUCAAAGAACUGGAUGAAUCAGAUGUGCCUUAAUUUACCGUAGCAAAAUUGUGAUAGUGUGAAACUGUAAAAACAUGAAUAUUUAGACGUUUUAAAUUUAUUUAUCAGUUUGAGUUAUUAAAGUAAUAGCGAAAUAUAUAAUAUCCAAUUAGCAUACUUACCUCUAAAUUUUGUAUACACAAUAAAGCUCUUUACCCGCGAGCGAUAACAUGUGAAAUUAAUUCCAUAGUCACUCUACUAAAUAAUAAUUAAUCUGCCUAAAAUUUGAAUUGAAUUCAGUGAACAAAUAAUUCUAGUGACAUUAACAAUCAAAAUUCAUUAUGUCGAAACCUGCUGCUUGUAUAACUGUUUCGUCAUUAUAUUUAUACGAUGAUGCCUAUUAGUAACUAAGAUCUCUAUGAUUUGCGCCACUAAUUGCAAUCGAAUGUAUAGUUACCUACUAUUUUAUCUAUAUAAGAUAGAAGUAUUUUGCAUUAUACGUAAGUAAUUAAUGAUAAACUGUAUGUUUUAAUUUACCUUUAAAUAAGUAAGUGUCGUCUCAGUCCUAUGUAUAUUAUUAAUGUCAAGUCAAGUCACUCAUAAUCGAUAUUUAAAUUCAGAUUGAAUUGAACAAGAAAUCUUUUGAUUUUUAUUCUUCUGUUCCGUAUAUAAAUGAGUAACGCAAAUACUUUAUAUUUUCAUCAUCAAUCUGUAAAUGGUUUAUAGAAAUGAAAGUAAACUUUUACCUUUUAAUUAGUGCAUAGGUACCUUUGUGCGCGAGUACGACUCGCACAUUGCCGUUUAUUUAUUACUACGUUCCAAACAAUAAAGAUCUCUGUUCUUACUUUAAAAGUAAUUUCUUGUUUUGAUAAGCAAUUCAAUAAUAAAUACAUAUUUCCUUAAAAAUA